CCCCGCCCGCCCAUGGCCCGGCACGUGUUCCUCACGGGGCCCCCAGGGGUCGGCAAGACAACCUUGAUCCAGAAAGCCAGCCGCGCUCUGCAGCGCUCCGGGGUGCCGGUGGAUGGAUUUUACACGGAAGAGGUCAGGCAGGGCGGCCGCCGGGUGGGAUUCGACGUGGUCACCUUGUCCGGAGCUCGAGGGCCUCUGUCGCGAGUGGGGCCGGAGCCCCUGCCGGGAAAGCCGGGGUGCCGCGUGGGCCCGUACGUGGUGGACGUGGCCUCUCUGGAGCAGUUGGCGCUCCCCGUCCUGAGGAGUGCAGGUUCUGGCGGAGGCCCAGGGCACAGUGUGUGCGUCAUCGACGAGAUCGGCAAGAUGGAGCUCUUCAGCCAGCCCUUCAUCCAGGCAGUCCGCCAGGCGCUGGGCGCGCCCGGGACGGUCAUCCUGGGCACCAUCCCCGUCCCCAAGGGCAAGCCGCUGGCGCUGGUGGAGGAGAUCAGGAGCCGGGAGGACGUGACGGUGCUCAGCGUCACCAAGGAGAACAGAAAUCACCUUUUGUCCGAGAUCCUCUCCUGUGUGCAGAGCGGCAGGAAGUGAAGCUCUCAGCAGCCCGGUCCAGCACCGCCCGCCUGCUGGGCUCAGACACCUGGGGUCCAGCACCGCCCGCCUGCUGGGCUCAGACACCUGGGGUCCAGCACCGCCCGCCUGCUGGGCUCAGACACCUGGGGUCCAGCACCGCCCGCCUGCUGGGCUCAGACACCUGGGGUCCAGCACCGCCCGCCUGCUGGGCUCAGAGACCCGGGGUCCAGCACCGCCUGCCUGCUGAGCUCAGACACCUGGGGUCCAGCACCGCCCGCCUGCUGGGCUCAGACACCUGGGGUCCAGCACCGCCCGCCUGCUGGGCUCAGACACCUGGGGUCCAGCACCGCCCGCCUGCUGGGCUCAGAGACCCGGGGUCCAGCACCGCCUGCCUGCUGAGCUCAGACACCUGGGGUCCAGCACCGCCCGCCUGCUGGGCUCAGACACCUGGGGUCCAGCACCGCCCGCCUGCUGGGCUCAGCCCCAAGCUCAGAGACCCGGGGUCCAGCACCGCCCGCCUGCUGGGCUCAGAGACCCGGGGUCCAGCACCGCCAUCUGCUGGGCCCGGCUCGGCCUCCCAGCUCCGGGACCUCAGGACCUUGCUUGAGACGCUGGGCCGCUGCUUUCCCUGAUGUUCGGGAUCCACCUGCGCCCCGUGUUGGGGGCCUGCGUGACAGGCGGUCUCUGUGGCUCGUGCAGGAGGCUGUGUUUCCUCUUGUGUGUGAUUGGAGCAAAUUACAGGAUGACGGGGGUGUCUGUGGCGUCUCCGGCGGUGUGCUGGGGUGGGGAGAGGAAGUCACCUCCUAAUGAGCGCCACGUGCUGUGGCGGCCAGCCGCCUCUCCAGGUGCGGCCCAGCCCCAGCGGCUCGAGCGACGUGUCCCGUCUUUUUUUCUCUGAAGAAAGCUGUUUCCGCUUCUCA
This is a messenger RNA of Perognathus longimembris pacificus (Pacific pocket mouse), 1487 nucleotides long. RefSeq names its product nucleoside-triphosphatase, cancer-related (gene Ntpcr). Gene Ontology annotation, molecular function: ATP hydrolysis activity. The coding region runs from base 13 to 585 and encodes 190 amino acids. Lineage: Eukaryota; Metazoa; Chordata; Mammalia; Rodentia; Heteromyidae. The record is from RefSeq and is a predicted model, not a curated record. The transcript is spliced from 6 exons.